Molecule: messenger RNA, 1154 nt
Organism: Leptomonas pyrrhocoris
Lineage: Eukaryota; Euglenozoa; Kinetoplastea; Trypanosomatida; Trypanosomatidae
Exons: 1
Coding region: 444-1154 (236 amino acids)
Biological process (GO): mitochondrial calcium ion homeostasis; calcium import into the mitochondrion
Cellular component (GO): mitochondrial inner membrane; uniplex complex
Molecular function (GO): calcium channel activity; uniporter activity
Source: RefSeq, a predicted model, not a curated record
GAAAGGAGAUACACACCUCUGAUAGUCCCAGCAAGUGGGGUAUUUCUAUCUUUUUCCUUUUACCUUAGAAAGGAAAGUGAUACCCCUUUGUGAAGAAGAAAGACUGUCUCAACGCUACACCGCUGAACUUUGCAGGCACGCAGCUCCGCAGCCACACGUUGUAGCCGUUACUUUAUACCUACUGCUUUCGCUGAACGCCUUCCCUUUUUCUUUUCUGGCGGAAGUCCACCCAGCGCGACCCGCAUCUCCCCUUCUACGAACGAGAAGGAGUAAUGUGUGCGGGGACGGUGCUACUUUCCAGCACCGCGCGUCGCGUUGCGUGUCGGGCACUGCACUGCAACGGCCGGAAUUCGGCCACUUCCAUACCAAACAGAUGCAUCUCGCUCUCGCCGUGGCGCCUCAAAGCUGGUGCUUUGGCAUCUCCUCGUCAGCCGCUAGAGCACAUGUUUCGUCCCACUGGUGCGAAAGCGACUCCAUUAUCGAGCGUGGUUCUUCGCACCGGAUACGCCACAUCGCCUGCCACAAAUCAUCCGCCAACAGACAGCGCUGCUGCCGCUUCGACGUCGUAUGCGGUCACCGAUGUGCACGCGUUUGAGCAGCUUCUUCGUGACGCGCUGCAAGUAACACCGGUAGACGCUCCCCAACCUGACAAACUGACGUCCGCAGCAGCGUCGACGUCAUCGAUGCAAAACAUGACCACGACCGCGACGACUCUCCUCGCCAAUCACACGGUGCGGGAGCUGCAGGCCCUCCUGGCAGAGACCGAAGCCGCACUCGAGCAACCUGCGGCACGAAAGGCGGCGAUUGACCGGUACGCUUACCAGGUAUAUCUGCCGCUGCUCAGAUACGGCACCUUCGCGCUGCUCUCCAUGCAGUUUGUGGUGUACUUCAACUGGAUCUUCUUCGUCUUUGACUGGAACUUAGUGGAGCCGACGACGUACUUUUUGGGCUACACAGGCGUGUUCUGCAGCCUGGUCUAUCACUACUACCGCUGCGGCGAGGCUGACUUCACGUGGCGAAACUUGUUUCAGCACAUGGCACGCCGCGAGGCGGAGAAGAUGUACGUGGCGAAGAAGGUGGACGCAGAGACCGUGGCGCUGCUGCAGCGCCGCAUUGCCGAGGUGAAGGCGGAGCUCGCACGGGUGUCCGCUUGA